AUAAAGAAGAACUCAAGAAUGCUUCCGCAAUACUCAACCUUUCAACUCAGUACAAAGCAAGGAGGGUUAUCAGCUCCAAUCCUUAAAGAUAUGCUCGAUGCUAGGCUAUUAUCAAUUUGGAUCAAACUUCUCUCGAGUAAUUCCUUUUGGGCUAUAACAGAGAGGGAAAAAGCAACAAUAAUGCUUCAGAACAAAAGAAGGCUAACUCCUAAAGAAGCAUUAUCUCAAGUACCCUGCAGAACUAGAGGAUGGACAGACAGCUGGAAACCUUAUGUUACAGCCUGGAAAAGGUUCAAGGGUAGGAUCAGUGCGACUCACUCCUGGCCAUGGACACUCGAACAAAUUAUAAUAAACGACAUAGAUGGACAACAAUUCACAGUUAAAAGAGCUCUAUCAAGCUGGUACAAAACAACCGAAAAACCUCAUGAAAACAGAGACAACCAAAACAAGAAACACUUCUGGGAAACUACAUAUAAAUCACUUAAAGGAGUAGGAAAUGAACCCAUACCUAGUAUACUUGAAGAAAUCUUCCAAGCAACUAAUAUAGGAAAUACAAAGAAAAGAGAAGCCGCUACUUGGCUUCAUAUAAUAACAGUUUAUGAAAUUUGGUGCUGGUAUACUCAAGCAAGGUGGGGCAGCUCCUUAAUACCGCAAGAAGUAAUUGCAAGUGUCAUAACUAUUAGACUUAGAUAUGAAAUCAAUCUUCUAUAUAGAUUAGCUUAUCAAAACUUAAAAACUAGGCCUAACAAGGCUAAACAAAAUAUUAAUAAGAGAGUACAGUCGGUGAAUAUACCAAAUUUGGUCAUCGACGAUAGCGCUUUAUUUGGUCUACAACUAUAUGAACCGAAGUUAAGAAACUUCUACUCUUACAAUCAAUGCUUUGGAAUCAACUCUUUAUACAAAAAAGUCACAAGGUCUGAAAAUAUUUAA
This is a messenger RNA of Ambispora leptoticha, 930 nucleotides long. NCBI's taxonomy places the organism in Eukaryota, Fungi, Glomeromycota, Glomeromycetes, Archaeosporales, Ambisporaceae. The record is from the annotation of a GenBank genome assembly.